AUGCAACAACUCAAUCAACAUUCUUCUUGUCGUUGUCAUCCACCAUCGCCAUAUCGAUCCACUGAACUAUGGUCUCUUCAGAAUGCAGUUAAAUACGCAUAUAAAUUACAUCUCGAUAAAACUUAUCGAUUAAGUCAUUGGUCAGCAAGUUUAACGUCCAAUCGUUCGAGAUUAUCGUAUACGGAUCAAAGGAAAAUGGUCAAGUACGCGGUACACGAUGUUUUGGCCGUAACAUUUUUAUUAGGACCAAUUAUGGAACAUUGGACAUUCAAUAUGAUCGAGACCAGAAACAUGAAGGACGUGUUCGUUGCAUUUGAAUCAAUUGAACUUGCCCAACUGCAAACUACAAUAAAAAAGAAGAAGAAGAAAAACAUCGAUAUACAGAAAUUAGCAAGGAUAUUCGCAGCCGGUGAUUCUGAUAUCGAAUCGAUAUUGUCCAAUGAAGAGGUAUAUUUACAUAAAAUUAUACAACAAGAUGCUGAACCAGUCGAUGAAAAUUAUCCACCUACUGCUGAUAAUGAAGAUUAUGAAAAAAUGGAAUUAGAAUUAGCAAUAACAACAGCUCAUGGGAUUGAUAAUGAAUUAAUCGAUGAUGGUCAUGCAGCAGUGAAUUAUUGUGAUGUAGAGGGAACGGUUGACAUGGUUCAACUAGUUCCUGAUCCAACAGAACAAGAACCAUCGCAACGAAGAAAGAAGAUUAGAUCAAUUGAAGCACAGAAGAAACACAACAAGAAAAGAAACGAUCAUCUUCGACUAUUCCGGUAUCGACAUGUUUUGAAAAGAUCUUAUUAUUAUCGUUUCAGAUUGAAAUUGAACCGGAAAAUACUUCGUCAUUAUGGUGUGUUGUUUCGUCAUGUCAAAUUCCACGGCGAUCAAGCUAUUAUAGGUGUUAAGUGCGAUCAAGAUCGAAGACGAUGUGAAGAUGCCUUGCCGUCGUACUGUUUCGACAGGAAGAACUAUUGGCGAUUCAAAAGGUGA
Molecule: messenger RNA, 978 nt
Organism: Adineta ricciae
Lineage: Eukaryota; Metazoa; Rotifera; Eurotatoria; Adinetida; Adinetidae
Source: the annotation of a GenBank genome assembly